AUGAUCUGGCUGCACACCUCGUACCCAGCCUGCAACGCCUGUCUCGACGCGACCUUCGUCGGCUGCGGCCGCGACUACAAUUCCGUCGCGUACGCAACCUGCAUGUGCAAAGGGCCCGGGGGACCCAACACGGUGACCUGCGUGGGCGUCUGCGAUGCCGCGGACGCGCUGGGCGCGAACCUGGGCUCCGUCGUUGCGGGCGGCUGGUAUUCGUACUGCGUGGAUUACUUCAAGGAGAUGUGCCCCGACGCGGAGCAGUUCAUGACGGCGGAGCGGUUUCGGGAGAAGUGUGGACCGGAUUCUGGGCCGGGGAUUGCGGAUGCGGUGGUGUCGGGUGCGGUGUCAAGCAGCGAAAGCUCGUCUGGUACCUCGACGGGAGGUGCUUUGGCGACGGAAUCAGCAAGUGUAGGGACGACGACGCGGUCGAGAACUGAUGCAACAGCAACUUUGCGAGCCGAGUCGACGGGUACAAGUACAAGCUCGGGGUCCACCGCUGUAGCCGCUACGAGCACGCCGUCGAACGACGCUAUGCGGUCAAAUUCGAUCUCUAGGUGGGGGGUCAUCGUUGGACUUGGAAUCCUGAUUGCUAGAAUGAACAUGUAG
This is a messenger RNA of Glarea lozoyensis ATCC 20868, 603 nucleotides long. RefSeq lists its product as uncharacterized. The record is from RefSeq and is a predicted model, not a curated record. The coding region runs from base 1 to 603 and encodes 200 amino acids. The transcript is spliced from 2 exons. NCBI's taxonomy places the organism in Eukaryota, Fungi, Ascomycota, Leotiomycetes, Helotiales, Helotiaceae.